GUUUGUGCCGCUGGUACUUUUCACACCGGCUUGCUUUUCUCUGUUACUCCGCACCGUUUUCUGACAGUCAUCAAAGCGUGGAAUCAUCAUGGUGCUCGAUUUAGACCAAUUUCGAACCGAUAAAGGCGGUGAUCCUGAAGUAAUCAGAGAAACUCAAAGAAAAAGGUUCAAAGAUGUGUCACUUGUGGAUAAACUAGUACACGCAGACACCGAAUGGAGAAAAUGUCGUUUCACUGCCGACAACCUCAACAAGGCAAAGAAUUUAUGCAGCAAGACAGUUGGAGAGAAAAUGAAGAAGAGGGAGCCAGUUGGGGAUGACGAUGAUUCUGUCCCAGACGACGCCCAGAACUUGGAGGCCCUAACGGCAGACACACUAUCGCCCCUCACGGUCACCCAGAUCAAGAAGGUCCGUCUGCUUGUAGAUGAGGCAGUGCAGAAAUCUGACGGUGAGAGGGUAAAGCUGGAGGAAGAGCGCUUUCAAUACCUGCGAGAGAUCGGGAACCUCCUGCAUCCAUCUGUGCCCAUCAGUAAUGAUGAGGAUGCUGAUAACAAAGUGGAGCGCACUUGGGGAGACUGUACUGUGCAGAAGAAGUAUUCCCACGUAGACCUGGUAGUCAUGAUCGACGGCUACGACGGAGAGAAAGGAGCUAUAGUGGCUGGGAGCCGUGGCUACUUCCUCAAAGGGCCGCUAGUUUUCCUGGAGCAGGCAUUGAUCAAUUAUGCUCUGCGGAUGCUCCACAGCAAGAACUACCAAAUGCUCUACACCCCCUUCUUCAUGAGGAAAGAGGUCAUGCAGGAGGUGGCUCAGCUCAGCCAGUUUGAUGAUGAACUUUACAAGGUGAUUGGGAAGAGCAGUGAGAAAUCUGAGGACACGGCCAUAGAUGAGAAGUACCUGAUUGCCACCUCAGAGCAGCCCAUCGCAGCCUUCCUGAGAGACGAGUGGCUGAAGCCAGAGGAUCUGCCAAUGCGCUACGCCGGCCUCUCCACCUGCUUCAGACAGGAAGUGGGUUCCCACGGGCGUGACACCCGAGGCAUCUUCAGGGUGCACCAGUUUGAGAAGAUAGAGCAGUUUGUUUUUGCCUCGCCUCAUGACAACAAGUCCUGGGAGAUGAUGGAUGAGAUGAUUGGGACGGCUGAAGAGUUCUACCAGACACUAGGGAUCCCCUACCGCAUCAUCAACAUAGUCUCAGGUGCUCUGAACCAUGCAGCCAGUAAGAAGCUGGACUUGGAGGCCUGGUUCCCAGGCUCCGCAGCCUUCAGAGAACUGGUCUCCUGCUCCAACUGUUUAGACUACCAGGCCCGUCGGCUGCGUAUCCGCUACGGACAGACCAAAAAGAUGAUGGACAAGACUGACUAUGUGCACAUGCUCAACGCAACCAUGUGUGCCACCACACGUGUAAUGUGUGCUAUCCUGGAGACGUACCAGACCGAAGAGGGUGUCAUAAUUCCAGAGGUACUCCGGAAUUUCAUGCCUCCAGGUAUGACAGAGAUGCUGAAGUUUGUGAAGCCUGCGCCUAUUGACGUGGAGACGUCCAAGAAGCAGAAGAAGCAGCAGGAUGGAGGGAAGAAGAAGAAACAGGGAGGUGGAGACCAGCUCCAGAACCAAGUGGAGAACAUGUCUGUCAACGAUUCUUAGACACCAUCAUCAUUCCUAUCCUUAAGUUCCCGUCACUUUGUCCUACUGUAGAACCAGAGUACUUUGGAAAAGGAAAAGGCCAUUGGCGUUGUUAGGGAAACAGCUUGGGGGUAAUGUUGGGUCUGCUGCAUGCAAUUAUCGCCACUAAGAUCCAAACCAAAUCUAUCAAGUCUGGACUCUGGAAUUCUGUGAAAUUUCGUUUGAAGCAAACUUGCGACAUCUUGUAUAUAAGGUGCUUUAAGAAAUAGGGUUGCUUUGAUGUUCUGAACUCUAUUUUAAUUAUCUUAUUGCAUAUCGCCAUAAAUCACACAUGUAAUCUGGACAUUGUUGCUUGCCUUGAGGACAUUUGCUUCUAAUUACGUCUGUAUGUACUAAUUUAAGACGAGGCAUUGAUAAAGUGGUGCGCUGUAACGAUACAAAAUCUGAACGACACUUUCCUGAUGUUUUUUUCUUCUCCCUCCGAUGAUCUGAGAGAUGUCAGUGCCUGCAAUAGCAAUACCUGCAAAACAGUCAGAUAGCGUCUGAACUGAAGGUUAUUCGAUUAAUGCUAUUAAGUGAGAAGUUCAUUUUGGUUAGUAAUUUACCUCCCGAUACUUUACACACAAAGCAAGCUCGCCACCUGACGUCAACAGUGCUAAAAUAGUGUGGAGUUAUUUAAAAGGGUUAAGAUCCCAAAUUUAACAGAGUUGUAUUAUUGCGUAACAGGGCCUUUACACGUCAUUUACACCCAGGGAUCAUGAACCAGUUGAUUUAGUGGUGUAACAUCCUGAAACCCUAAACUUUCAUAUGUUGUUCCAGGAGCACAGCCGUGCCAAAUAUGAGUGAUAUCGGACAAUAAUGAAAGCAGAGUGCACACUAUUAGAGGUUUUCAUACAUGACAACUGACUUCAAAACAGCGUGCAUAAUAUUUUUCCUAAUGUAAUACAUAUAUAUUAGUAACUCUGUAUUGUUAUUGAGGAUGGGAGGGGAAAAAAUCUUGAUUGAUUUUGUGAAUGUUCUUGGCCUCUUGACUGGCUUUUUUUUGGUCUAAGUUUCUGUGGCGUUAAGGUGGUCCAUCCUGAGGGCAUGCCAAUUUGAAUGAAGCUGUCCAGAUGUCAGAUGACUAGUGUGUCAUUGAAGUACUGUUAGUAUGAUUGUUUGGUUUUGUCGAUAAUAGAUUAAAAAAAUUCAAGGCUCAUGAAAGAAGCAA
Oncorhynchus mykiss (rainbow trout) is the source of this 2825-nucleotide messenger RNA. Its product is annotated as serine--tRNA ligase, cytoplasmic. Gene Ontology annotation, molecular function: serine-tRNA ligase activity; ATP binding. Gene Ontology annotation, biological process: seryl-tRNA aminoacylation. Lineage: Eukaryota; Metazoa; Chordata; Actinopteri; Salmoniformes; Salmonidae. The record is from RefSeq and is a predicted model, not a curated record.